CAAUAACUAAUGCUAAUUGGCGUCACACGAUUUACCUCAAACCUGUUGGUGGAGGCGACUUAUAAACGGGAGUCGCUGAGAGCUGCAUCACAGUUGGUCUGGGUUUAGUGCGAGAACUUGGAAGCUGUCUUGUACCAAUGGCUCUAAGAAGUGUAACGUGGUUCCUAAUUGUAAGCUGUUUGGCUGCGCUGGCAGUAUCAGCCCCUACAUCAAGUGAAGAAUCUUCAGAGGAUUCGACAACAGUUGGCGCUGUAAUUCUGCCAGGAGAAAUUCCUCAUGAUAAGAGGACAAAGCGUGAAUCUGAGAAACAAGAAGCUGAUAAACCAGAGAAUCCAAUCGAAGUAGCAAAGAAACCAGGAGAGCCUGCAUACACGAAACCAACAGAAGCCACGAGCAGAGUCGCUCGAGAUGCCGAGGAAAAGAAACCAGAAUCUCAGCCAGCUAAGCCCUCAGAAAGCAGUUCUGAUGCAAAGAAGGACGAGUCCAAACCCAAAUCAAAGCGUGAAACCCCACCUGAGAAAGAUGGUGUUAAAAAGCCCGCCUUGACUGUAAGCAAGCCAGAAGCUACACGACCAGAGCGAGACGUCGAUGAACUAGGAAAGCAGAAGAAAGAGGGAGAUGUCGACUCUCAUCCCACUUCGAUCCCCGACUAUAAGAAAGAGGAGAGGCGACAGAAGCGAGAUGUAAAAGAAAAUAAAGGCGAUACGAAGCCGGGAGCCACCAAGAACGCUCCCGCCCUUCAAAGGCCAUUGUCAACAAUUGCAGAAGAGCCGAAUAUUAGACAAAAACGCGCUGGCGGUCCACAGAAACCACGUCCUAAUCCAAGUGGGCCUGGAAACAACCAUCCUGGGAACAGCAACAGUCACCCUGUGAACAACGGGAAACCUCAAGGCAACCACCCUGGAAACAACGGGAAACCUAUAAAUCAACCUGGGGGCAGGCCUGGCAGUCCAGGUCCUGGAGGACAUAACCUCCAUCAUUAGAAUUCAGCCGGCUUGCCAAAGAGCAAGAAGUCAAUGUGGCAAUAACGAUAUGUAUUGUUACUAAAGCUAAAUACAAUGGUAUCAAAGAGA
This is a messenger RNA of Zootermopsis nevadensis, 1073 nucleotides long. RefSeq lists its product as uncharacterized. Lineage: Eukaryota; Metazoa; Arthropoda; Insecta; Blattodea; Termopsidae. The record is from RefSeq and is a predicted model, not a curated record.